Molecule: messenger RNA, 1906 nt
Organism: Doryrhamphus excisus (bluestripe pipefish)
Lineage: Eukaryota; Metazoa; Chordata; Actinopteri; Syngnathiformes; Syngnathidae
Gene: gtf2h3
Product: general transcription factor IIH, polypeptide 3
Biological process (GO): regulation of DNA-templated transcription; nucleotide-excision repair
Cellular component (GO): transcription factor TFIIH core complex; transcription factor TFIIH holo complex
Source: RefSeq, a predicted model, not a curated record
ACGUGAGAACAAACACGCGAAGAAGAAAACGCGGAAGAACAUCAGUCGCCGACAAAAGAUAGCGCUAAUGAAAAGCUGGAGUAAACAUUUACAUCGUAAAACAAACAUAAUUUGACGGAAUAUACUUUACGUUUCAAACUACUCGUUAAGUAGUGUGGUUUUUCGAUGAAAAAUGGAUGCUAAUGGACUGUAAAAUUGCAGGCGCAGAUAGUAAUCAGUCGCCAUGGCAUCAGAGGAGGAGAUCAGCUUAUUGGUCAUCGUGGUGGACGUUAACCCGAUAUGGUGGGGACAGCAAGCACAACGUGAGCCGCAGUUCACCUUGUCCAAAUGUAUGGACGCCGUCAUGGUGAUGGCCAACUCCCAUGUGGCUAUGAACAGGAGCAACAAGCUGGCCGUCAUCGCCAGCCACUGUGAAGACAGUCACUUCCUGUAUCCCAGCACCAAUCACAGAGCCGGCGACAAUGCAGACGAUGUGUGUUCCGGUGGCGACGGAAAGUACGAAUUACUCUCUGUCGCCAAUAACGUCAUGGCCGAGGAGAUCAGGACUCUGAUGUCCAAAAUUGAAGUAAAGGGAAGUUCCACCGACACGUUGCUUGCGGGAUCCCUCGCCAAAGCGCUCUGCUAUAUCAACAGAGUCUCAAAGGAACUUGAAGCGGGACAGGAGAUCAAGUCGCGGAUUUUGGUGAUAAAGGCAGCAGACGACUGCGCCCUGCAGUACAUGCACUUUAUGAACGUCAUCUUUGCUGCCCAGAAGCAGAACAUCUUGAUGGAUGCGUGCGUGUUGGAGUCAGAUUCCGGUCUCCUCCAGCAGGCAUGUGACAUAACAGGAGGCUUGUACCUUAAGAUACCGCAGAAGUUGGCCCUUGCUCAGUACCUGCUGUGGGUGUUCCUGCCCGACGCGGAGCAGCGUUCCCAGCUGGUGCUGCCGCCGCCGGCCCACGUGGACUACAGAGCGGCGUGCUUCUGCCACCGCAACCUCAUCGAAAUCGGCUAUGUCUGCUCCGUUUGCCUGUCGAUAUUCUGCAACUUUAGCCCCAUCUGCACAACCUGCGAGACUGCCUUCAAAAUCCAGCUCCCGCAGAUGGUUAAAGGCAAAAAGAAGAAACUCAAAGCAUCAUGAUAUUAUUAUUAUUAUUAUUGGCCUAAAAUAAUCAUUAGUGCAUGCAUCUGAUUUUUUAAAAUGUAGAAGCUAUUUUUUGUGGAAAAUAUUUUCCUUACUAAAUGCAAACAUUCAGUUCCUAAUAUCUGACGUAGCUCAACAAAUGACUUUUUUACCUAAUAAAAUCCACAUUACAACCAGCUUUUUGUUUUUUUUCAAAUAUAAUAGUGUGCUUUCUAAUAGGUCAUGUGGAUAGCUAAGGUAACCAAACCACUAUAAUAAACAUACUGUUGCAUUACUUUCAGAAAGGCUGAUUGUUUUUGCGUUAGAGGGUGCCUAAUCAAAUGUCCUGUGGACGUCUCAUCCCAAUGUGACAUUUCAGACAAGUCAGCCCAAAUGUAACAUCGCAAGGUUUUAUUCCUGGUGAAUAAAGCAAACAGAUGGGUAAGAGGCAUGGUCUAUUGUGAUGUUGUGGUUGAUGAUCACCGUGGGAUUGGGACAAUAUUGCACCUGGACAACAAAAAAGGCAAAUAAUGAGCGUGUGUGUUUGUUUUUUUUUGUUGUUUUUAUCAAGGCAGGGGGUGUCGUGCAGACUCACCCCAGUAGACCUCUGCCAGACCACCUCUGUGGGGUCAGACUCAUGUGAGCUUUCUGACCCUCCCGGAUCACCGUCACUCGAAGUGGCUUCUGCACAGGACAAGGAACGUGAAUCAAUAUGUGAAAUGAAACAAAAAAUAGUAAUUUUGAAAAAAAAUUGGUUGGGGGAAAAAAACGUAUAAUAUUACAGGAAUAACGCCAUAAUAUACA